GGCCAUUCUACAUCAAUUCUAUCAACACUACAUAGCAAUGUCACUAAUCUCAACCACAGACCCUAACUUUGAUCGCAUGGAACGCCGAUUGAACCAAGUGUUUGAUCACUUCUUCACUGAUCUUGGAUUGACUCGCCGGGGCGGUGGCCAACAGCAGGACCAGACCCGAAUUUCACCUGCCGUGGACAUCUAUGAGGACGACAAGGCUUGGCAUGUACACACGGAGCUUCCUGGCGUCAAGAAAGAGGACAUCAAACUGGAAACGCAAGGCAACAACGUUGUCAUCUCCGGCGAGUUCAAUCGCAACAAGGAACACAAUGACAAUAACGUGAGAUACCAAGAACGCCGCUAUGGAGCUUUCCAACGCACCAUCCCUCUUCCGGACAAUGUUGAAAAGAACAACAUCAAGGCUAAUUUCAACAAUGGUGUUCUGGAGGUGUGUCUUCCCAAGUCAGUCGAAGCUUCCCCCAAGAAGAUCACUAUUUCGUGAAAUCCCAGUAUGAAAAACAUUCGCUGAAAAAUACAUAUUCCCCCAUGGAACAAAAACAAUUUCUUGCAUGUUCUUUCAUAUGAAUUAUCCCUUUUUUUUUUUUUUUUAUGAAAAAGCAUCAGUAGUUCUUUUGGUUCAUAAUUGAUAUCCAAUCUUUAGUUUGUUCGUAGUACAUGCAAGCCCAAUAAAUUUUGGUAUUUGUCCGUUUUGACCCAAGCGGAGAUGGCGAUUUUGGUAUUUGUGACUUGACUGACUCAGUUUCCAC
Molecule: messenger RNA, 755 nt
Organism: Umbelopsis ramanniana AG
Lineage: Eukaryota; Fungi; Mucoromycota; Umbelopsidomycetes; Umbelopsidales; Umbelopsidaceae
Exons: 1
Coding region: 38-490 (150 amino acids)
Biological process (GO): protein complex oligomerization; response to hydrogen peroxide; protein folding
Source: RefSeq, a predicted model, not a curated record